ACAAAGCGGGAGUGGGGCCGUGAGCACGCCACCGGGAAGACGGGCGUCUGAAACGGGACCGGAAGAUGAGUCUCCUCAAGGAGCGGAAGCCCAAGAAGCCACACUACAUCCCCAGGCCACCGGGGAAGCCCUUCAAGUACAAAUGCUUCCAGUGCCCCUUCACCUGCAACGAGAAGUCGCACCUGUUCAAUCACAUGAAGUACGGCCUCUGCAAGAACUCCAUCACUCUGGUGUCAGAGCAGGACCGCGUGCCCAAAUGCGCCAAGUCCACCUCUGCGGACCCCAAGCAAACGAGCCCAGCAGAUGUCACGGCCAAGCCGGCAUCCUCCAGGACAGCCACAAACGGACUCGCGAACUUCGACCCCAAGCUGCAGCCCAGCUUUGCCAAAGAAGAUGUCAAGGAAAACCCAGGGCUGCACGCACACGUGUCCCACAAGCCACCAACACAGAAGCCAGCUCUGCGUAAGGACGCAGCGCCAAGGAGCCCAGCUCCCGAUGCUGGCACCCAGCCUGUCCUGGAGGGCAUGGGCCGGCCAUCUGCCUUCGUUCCCGUUGGAGAGCACAGACUGAAGGGGCCUGAGCACCCUGAGGUCCCGGAGAUGCUGGCGCUGCCGAGCCCCGCCGCCAAAGCUGCCUCUUUUCACACCAAGUCAGCAUUCCACGCGCCCGGCUACCCCUGGAAGGCGGGCUCACCCUUCCUCCCGCCCGAGUUCCCACACAAAAUACCGUCCACUAAGGCCUUCGGCUCCAUCUCCCCCUAUGCGCAGCCCCCCCUCCCAGAGUACUCCCCACACUUCUACACAGAACAUGGACUGGCCACCAUCUACUCUCCCUACCUGCUGCCCGGUACCCCACCUGAGGGCGACAGCCCCCUGCUAUCAUCGGUCUACGGGGCCCAGGACCAGAGACACUUCCUCCCGCUCCCCGGGCCAGUGCCCAAGCACCUGAACACACCUCCGUCAACAUAUGACCACUACAGGCUCUUCCAGCAGUACCACACAAGCCUGCCCCUCCCCUGCGGAUUUUACAGGCCGGACUCUACCUUCUCCUCCUACGGUCUCAAGCUUCCGCACGUGGCUGGAAUUGCACGAGACCACGGCGCCCACCUGCUGGAGGAGACCACCCUGGUCUACCCGGCCCUGAGUCCGUCCAAGUUAGCCCCUCUGAGUUCCCACAAGAAGCACACAGAGUUUGGGAAGGAAAGCCCUGGUCCCCAGGCCAAGGACGCCCCCAAAGAUGGGCAGAGGGAAGCGGAGGGGGCCAAGAUGAGCCCCCGGGCGGGCAGUGCGGCCACUGGCUCCCCGGGAAGGCCGAGCCCUACCAACUUCACGCAGACGAGCCAUACAUGCGAGGGCCUGUACGACCUGUCGAGUAAGCCGGCCCCCAGCCCCAUGGGGAGACUGCACCUGCCCGAGCAGACCCUCACGGCCUUCAAGCCCGUGAAGAAGUGCACAGACUGCCCAAGUCCACAGACGCUGGCACACAGGGCUGGCUCUCCAGGAAGCCUCGAGGCGGCGAACCAAGAACCCCCUUCUCAGACUGGAAGCACCUCUGACAGCGCUGAGGCCGUGCCUCCCGGCCCACAGGACGGCUCCAGUAUAGCCCCACUGAACCUUUCCAAAAAGCCAGAGACAAAGCCGGCGCCAGCAGCUCACGGACACGCGUACGGAGACACGCCCCCUGCAGACAUGCAGGACUUCCCCGAGCUGCAGGAUAUGCCCCUCAACCUCUCCGUGAAGGAUUCCUGCAACGCCCUGAUGCCGAGACCGUCCUUCCACAGCCCUCCGCAAGACGCAGGGCCUGCUGCCACUCACAAGACGGCCACAGACAGCCCCCAGGAGGGGCCACCAGACAGCGAGACGAGCUCCGACGGCCCAGCAGGGGUGCCGGCAACAGCGCCCCCCAGCGGGAGGGCCUCGGACGAGCGCGCGGUGGACAGCAGUGACGAGCAGAAGCAAACAGCCGCGGUAGCCCUCUGCCAGCUGGCUGCCUACAGCCCAGGGAAGGCCAGAGUGGACAGCGAGAAGCACAGUGCCCAGGGGCCCCCUGCUGAGCAGGAUGCACCCACGCUCGGUGCCAAGGAGAGCCGGGACGUCCAGAGCAGUGCACUCAGGCCCAAAGGACAAAAGAGGACAGGACAGAAGGACUCAGGGAAGUCCCAGCCAGGAGCAAAGAAAGCCAAGCCCAACGACACGGCCAGGGUGCUCACACUGAGGAGACGGGCCCGGUGCCUCAAUGCCUGA
Molecule: messenger RNA, 2243 nt
Organism: Trichechus manatus latirostris (Florida manatee)
Lineage: Eukaryota; Metazoa; Chordata; Mammalia; Sirenia; Trichechidae
Gene: ZNF750
Product: zinc finger protein 750
Exons: 2
Coding region: 66-2243 (725 amino acids)
Biological process (GO): positive regulation of transcription by RNA polymerase II; epidermis development
Cellular component (GO): nucleus
Molecular function (GO): RNA polymerase II cis-regulatory region sequence-specific DNA binding; DNA-binding transcription activator activity, RNA polymerase II-specific; promoter-specific chromatin binding
Source: RefSeq, a predicted model, not a curated record